This is a messenger RNA of Clonostachys rhizophaga, 1077 nucleotides long. The record is from the annotation of a GenBank genome assembly. Lineage: Eukaryota; Fungi; Ascomycota; Sordariomycetes; Hypocreales; Bionectriaceae.
AUGUCUUACCGUGACAACGAUAACCAGUCCGGCUCCUACGGCGGUAGCGACAGCUACGGAUCCAACCGCAGAGACAAUGACAGCUAUGGGUCUUCCGGCCGCAAUGAGUCCGGCAGCUACGGCUCCUCUCGCCAGGAUGAGGACUCUUAUGGCUCUUCCGGUCGCACUAGCGGAAACAACACUAGCUCAUACAACACAUCCAGCAACACCAGUGGCGGUACCUAUGGUUCUUCUCGCCGGGACGAUGAUGAUGACAAUACAUACAGCUCCUCCGGCCGCACCGGCGGAGGUAACAACAGCUCAUACAACUCAUCCAGCAACACCGGCGGAAGUAACACAUAUGGCUCCUCGCGCAAAGACGAUGAUGAUGACAACUCAUACGGCUCUUCCCGCAAGGAUGAUGACACUUAUGGUUCAUCUGGUCGCACUGGAGGAAGCAACACAUACGGCUCAUCCCGAAAGGAUGAUGACGAUGACAACUCGUAUGGCUCAUCCCGCAAGGAUGAGAGCACAUACGGCUCUUCUGGCCGUACUGGUGGAAGCAACACCUACGGUUCUUCCCGAAAGGAUGAUGACGACGAUAACUCAUAUGGCUCCUCUCGCAAGGACGAGAGCACAUACGGCUCUUCCGGCCGCACUGGCGGAAGCAACACAUAUGGUUCAUCCCGCAAAGAUGAUGGCGACGACAAUACCUACGGCUCAGGAAACAAGAGCUCCUACGGUUCUAGCAAGAGAGACGACGACGACGAUAACACGUACGGUUCAGGUAACAAGAGCUCCUACGGUUCCAGCAAGAAAGAUGACGAUGACAACACUUACGGCUCAGGAAACAAGAGCUCCUAUGGUUCCAGCAAGAAAGAUGACGAUGACAACACUUACGGCUCAGGAAACAAGAGCUCCUACGGGUCCAGUGACAACACCUAUGGUUCAUCCACUGGCGGCUAUGGCUCGUCUAACCGCCGUGAUGACGACGAUGACGAGAGCAACAAGAAGGGCAGUACCUUCGGCAAGGUCUUGGAGGCGGCCGGUGACAUUCUGAGCAAGACUAACCUCAACGACCGCAACAACCGGGAAUAG